Messenger RNA from Merops nubicus (carmine bee-eater), 1641 nucleotides. RefSeq names its product dimethylaniline monooxygenase [N-oxide-forming] 4-like. The record is from RefSeq and is a predicted model, not a curated record. Bases 1 to 1641 code for a protein of 546 amino acids. Gene Ontology annotation, molecular function: N,N-dimethylaniline monooxygenase activity; flavin adenine dinucleotide binding; NADP binding. Lineage: Eukaryota; Metazoa; Chordata; Aves; Coraciiformes; Meropidae. The transcript has 8 exons.
AUGGUGCGGCGCGUGGCUGUUAUCGGGGCUGGGGUCGGCGGGUUGGCCUCCAUCAAGUGCUGCCUGGAUGAGGGGCUGGAGCCCACCUGCUUUGAGAGGAGCGAGGACAUCGGGGGGGUCUGGCGCUACACGGAUUCCACGGACAGUGGAAGGGUCAGCGUGUACCGCUCAGUCAUCACCAACACCUCCAAGGAGAUGUCCUGUUUCAGUGACUUUCCCUGCCCAGAGGAUUUUCCCAGUUACCUACCCCACAGCCUCCUCCUGGAGUACUUUCGGAUGUACGCCCGGCACUUCGACCUCCUGCAGCACAUACGCUUCAAGACAACAGCUCUCAGCGUGAAGAAGCGCCCAGAUUUCUCCACCUCGGGCCAGUGGGAGGUGGUCACUGACAGCAGCGGUGUACAGGAGUCGCAUGUCUUUGAUGCUGUCAUGGUUUGCACUGGCCACUACCAGGAGCCCUACUUGCCAUUGGCUUCUUUCCCAGGUAUCAACACUCGCUUCAAAGGCCAGUACCUCCACAGCCAGGAAUAUAAAGAUGUGGAGGCUUUCCGGGGAAAGCGGGUCCUUGUAGUUGGCAUUGGCAACACUGGCGGCGACCUCUCCGUGGAGCUGAGCCGUGUGGCUGCGAAGGUGUUCCUCAGUGCCAGGAGUAGCACAUGGGUGUUAAGCCGGGUUUCAAACCAUGGCUUCCCCUUCGACAUGGUCAACACCACCCGCUUCAAACACUUUCUUGACUGGCUUCUCCCAUCAGCCCUCAUGAAGAGGAUCAAGUUUUGGAAGUUCAAUUCAUGGUUCAAUCAUGCAAACUAUGGCUUGGCUUCCACCAAAAGCUCCAACUUCAAGAUAAUUGUCAACGAAGAGCUGCCGUUUUGCCUCCUCUCUGGGACCGUUGUGUUAAAGCCAAAAGUGAAGGAGUUCACUGAAAGCUCUGCUGUUUUUGAAGAUGGAACAACUGAAGAAAACAUUGAUGUGGUGCUCUUUGCCACAGGCUAUUCUUUCUCGUUUCCCUUCCUUGAAGAGUCAGUUCGCAGCCUCUUUGAUGAUAACCGUUCCCUCUAUAAGCGCAUCUUCCCUCCCCAGCUGGAGAAGCCAACGUUGGCCAUCAUUGGCUUAGUCCAGUUGACUGGUUCUGUGAUGGUGGGAGCAGAAAUGCAAGCUCGCUGGGUGGCAGGGAUCUUUGCAGGCUGGAAUAAGCUCCCUCCCACCAGCAGGAUGAUGGCUGAUGUUUUAAAGAAGAAGCCACCAGUCAAAAGGACCCCAGAUGAGAGGGAGAACCUGAAGAUAAGUUUUAUCAGCUACACCGAUGAAAUCGCUUCGUGUGCUGGUAUAAAGCCCAGCAUACCAAGGCUGCUCCUGACAGACCCCCGGCUGGCCUUGGCCAUCUUCUUUGGCCCCUGCACGCCUUACCAGUACCGACUGGUGGGACGGGGCAAGUGGAGUGGGGCCAGAAACGCCAUCCUGACUCAGUGGCAGCGGACACUAAAGCCCUUGAGAACGCGGGUGGUGGAGGACUCCCCCGGUGGCUCUAACGGCUGGCACUGGAUGUGCCUCCUGGCCCUGCCAGCAGCUCUCACAGCAAGUUUUCUCCUUUCUAAAUACCACUGGCUGGGCUGGAACCCCCAGGAAGGUCUCCAGCUGUAG